AUGGAGCAGAACCAGGACCCGGAGGACUCCAGUAGACCAGCAGCAGGCUCUGAUAGCACCGAUGUUCAGGCAGCCAAUGAGAAGCUGCGGGGGGCGGGGCAUAGAGUCACCCAGCAACACAACAGAGUCCUCUUCAAACGGAAACCAGGACCAGGACCGGCAGCACACAGCGGAAUGGAGCAGAACCAGGACCCGGAGGACUCCAGUAGACCAGCAGCAGGCUCUGAUAGCACCGAUGUUCAGGAAGGAAGAGAGAGACUCAAACGGCACCACUGUCAGCUCUGUGACAAAACCUACUCAACAGCUGGAAGUUUAAAACUUCAUCUCCGCAUCCAUACUGGAGAGAGACCUUACAGCUGUGACCAAUGUGUGAAAACUUUCCAUCAGAAACACCACCUGAGAGAUCAUCAACGCAUCCACACUGGAGAGAAACCCUACGGCUGUGACCAGUGUGGGAAUGCUUUCAGUCGACUACAGAAACUGAGAAGUCAUCAACGCAUCCACACUGGAGAGAAACCUUACAACUGUGACCAGUGUGGGACUGCUUUCAGUCAACUACAGCGCCUGAGAAGUCAUCAACGCAUCCACACUGGAGAGAAACCUUACAGCUGUGACCACUGUGGGACUGCUUUCAGUCAACUACAGCGCCUGAGAAGUCAUCAACGCAUCCACACUGGAGAGAAACCUUACAGCUGUGACCACUGUGGGAAUGCUUUCAGUCAACUACAGAGCCUGAGACGUCAUCAACGCAUCCACACUGGAGAGAAACCUUACAGCUGUGACAAGUGUGGGAAUGGUUUCAGUCAACUACACCACCUGAAACGUCAUCAACGCAUCCAUACUGGAGAGAAACCUUACAGCUGUGACCAGUGCGGGAAUGCUUUCAGUCGACUACAGAGCCUGAGAAGUCAUCAACGCAUCCAUACUGGAGAGAAACCUUACAGCUGUGACCAAUGUGGAAAAACUUUUUCUCACAGUGUUAGCCUUGAAUACCACCGACGCAUCCACACUGGAGAGAAGCCGUACUGGUGUGACCAAUGUGGGAAAACCUUUUCUCAGAGUUCUCACCUUGAAGACCACCGACGCAUUCACACUGGAGAGAAGCCGUACUGGUGUGACCAAUGCGGGAAAACCUUUUCUCGGAGUUCUCACCUUAAAAGACACCAACGGGUUCACACUGGAGAGAAACCCUAGUGGUGAGACGAAGGCAGGAAAAUUUUUUCUCUGAGUGGUAGUUUUUUAGAAAAGAUAAAAGUUGUUAGAGCAUUAUUAGUAGCCUUUUUUCUUUUUAAUAUCCACAUCAUAAGAUUGUCUUAUGCCUUCAAUAAAAACAGAUUGCUCAUUGUGCUGUCGGAUUAAAGUUCCCGGUGUUGGUCUGUUCUCUUAAAGCCUCAUGCGACUCCCUCACUGUCACAGGUAGGAAACUCUUUGGGAUAGGCUCAAUGUUUUAUGUGAAACUUUUGAUGCUGAACUGAACAUUUUUACCGUUGAAUUAAACGGAAAAUGUCCAGCUGGAAACCACAUCAUCCCUCAAAUUGUUCUUUGUCCUGAAUAAAUGAACCAAGAGAGGAGAUGGAACAGCAGCUCAUGCAUGUCUAAAGCAUUUUUUUUGUGUAU
Centropristis striata (black sea bass) is the source of this 1617-nucleotide messenger RNA. Its product is annotated as zinc finger protein OZF-like. The record is from RefSeq and is a predicted model, not a curated record. Gene Ontology annotation, cellular component: nucleus. NCBI's taxonomy places the organism in Eukaryota, Metazoa, Chordata, Actinopteri, Perciformes, Serranidae. The transcript has 4 exons. The coding region runs from base 1 to 1194 and encodes 397 amino acids.